Nicrophorus vespilloides is the source of this 1931-nucleotide messenger RNA. RefSeq names its product photoreceptor-specific nuclear receptor-like. The transcript has 8 exons. The record is from RefSeq and is a predicted model, not a curated record. Gene Ontology annotation, molecular function: RNA polymerase II cis-regulatory region sequence-specific DNA binding; nuclear receptor activity; zinc ion binding. Bases 439 to 1884 code for a protein of 481 amino acids. NCBI's taxonomy places the organism in Eukaryota, Metazoa, Arthropoda, Insecta, Coleoptera, Silphidae. Gene Ontology annotation, biological process: cell differentiation; positive regulation of transcription by RNA polymerase II; anatomical structure development.
GUGGCGAGAUCUGAUCCCGCCCCUGGAUGAUGCUUAAUACACUGGUUUCAUUUCUCAUAACACCCUACAAAUCUAGUGCCACUUGUGCCAGUGCUGCUACGCCCGGUGCAUCCACCAGAACACAUCGAAUACCGCAAAGAACGCAAAUUUAUUAAUCCAAUUUAUUGCCAACACACAAACAGUCACUCACCAAUCAAGUUCUAAUCCGAAAUCAAAAUUAGAGCUGAAAUAAAUUUACCGAAGAAAGAAAAUAAUAUUGGAUUUAGUGAAGAAGAGCGGCGUGAAAUCGUAGCAACGAUUUGAAAACGGUGAUGCUUGGAAGACAAUGAUUACAAGUCAAGUGUUGAUUUCGAAGAGUUGAAAAUACUUAGUGGCUGUGCUCGAGCGACGGAAGACUGGUUUAAUUGAUAUAUUUGAAGAGAAGACGUAAAGCUUUAGAUGAAUUUGUCGACGGGACCAAUGGAUUGUUCGGCUACGUCCAUUCUAUCCAACAUGCCCUGCUCUCCGACGGAACAGCAUCAUCACCAUAGCAAUGGUUUUUUCUUUGCAGAACUACGGGGUUCUCCAGCCAGCGUGGACUGCUACCAAUCAUCGGAGCCGGAACAGCAUCCUCUAGCACUCUGUUUACCGGCAUCCCAGACUCUGGUACAAGCAUCGAGGACUCCUCCACCACCAUGGAGUCUACCCACGAAGAAAGGUGCACCAGGUCUCAUAUGCGUCGUCUGCGGUGACACCAGUUCGGGAAAGCAUUACGGAAUCCUGGCUUGCAACGGCUGCAGCGGCUUCUUCAAACGGUCCGUGCGCAGAAAACUGAUUUACAGAUGUCAAGCAGGAACUGGAAGAUGCGUCGUCGAUAAAGCCCACAGAAAUCAGUGUCAGGCUUGCAGGUUGAAGAAAUGCCUAUCCAUGGGCAUGAACAAAGAUGCGGUGCAGAAUGAAAGACAACCUAGGAACACGGCAACAAUAAGACCAGAGGCAUUGAGGGACAUGAGCGCCGAGCAAGAAAGGGCUCUACGUGAAGCUGCGGUCGCCGUUGGAGUGUUCGGUCCCCCGGUUUCUUUGACGAUGGCUCUUUCUCCUGCCCGUUACGGUCCCAGUUUGUUACAUCCCGCUGUUCCACCGCUCCCGGUCAUGAACAGGGAACCUACGCCCACCAAACAGGACACCAACAGCGAUAAUGAUGAGGAAAGCAUAGAUGUGACCAAUGAGGAAGAGGAUACGCCAACUUCCGGUUGUGGUGUUUCCUCAAGUUCAGGUCCAGUUCGGCCUGAACCACAUCCAGCAAGUUUGACAACCAGCUUAUAUCCCAGCAGCCACGAAACAGUCUACGAAACAUCAGCUCGACUCCUCUUUAUGGCCGUUAAAUGGGCGAAGAACCUGCCAAGUUUUGCUAGUCUGCCAUUCAGAGAUCAGGUAAUUCUAUUGGAAGAAGCUUGGAGCGAACUGUUCUUGUUGAACGCCAUACAAUGGUGCAUGCCUUUAGAUGUCAGCUCAAGUCCGCUGUUCAAUCCAAACGAGCACGCCAAGAAUGGUCAUUCGACGACAGAUGUGAGGAUUUUGGCGGAUACUUUGAUGAGAUUCAAAUCAGUUCAUGUUGAUCCGGCGGAAUUCGCUUGUCUAAAAGCUAUUGUCCUCUUCAGAGCAGAAACUCGCGGAUUGAAGGACCCCAGUCAAAUUGAGAAUCUCCAAGAUCAAGCACAAGUCAUGCUUUGGCAGCAUUGCAGAGCGCAACUCCCUGGACAAGUAGCGCGUUUCGGAAGACUCCUGCUCAUGCUUCCACUUCUCCGCAUCGUUCCAGCUGCCAGAAUCGAAGCUGUAUUCUUUCAGAAGACUAUUGGCAAUACGCCGAUGGAAAAAGUCCUUUGCGAUAUGUACAAAAAUUAAUCAAUAUAAGUACACCUCAUAACUACUACAAAAAGAAAUUGUAAAUA